This is a messenger RNA of Caenorhabditis angaria, 2015 nucleotides long. The record is from the annotation of a GenBank genome assembly. Lineage: Eukaryota; Metazoa; Nematoda; Chromadorea; Rhabditida; Rhabditidae.
AUGGGCAGAACGAAUGGUUUAUCGAUAAGAAAAUCGGUUGAUGUGAGUUUAUACAUAAAUAUUAUGUUGCUUUGAAAAAUAAUUUAUCUUUAUAUUAUUUUGAAGAAAAAACGAGAUGCCUCACGAGACGGCAAGACUAUUUUAAAUUUUGUGUGCAAUCUUGUAACAAAAUACUGUGCAAUAAAAAUAUUUUCAGAGGAAUAUUUCAAUCAAAAUAAAAUAUUAUCUUUUCAGAAUUCAAACAGCCCGUCUACUUCAUCAAGUUCAGUGUUUUCUUUAGACAAAGUUAAAUAUGAUCCUGAUUUCACACCCUAUUGGGAUGAGCCUCUCGAAAAAUAUUGUAGAAUCAAUGAAAAUAAUCGAGGAAUUGUUUAUAAUCCACGUGUCAAACACUAUGUUCUUGAAGAAUUGCCAUUUCACGAAAUGGAUUGUGAUGUAGGCUUUAUUUAUAGCUUGUUUUAAUUAAUCAGCCACGUGUUUCAGGAAGAAAACCGCAAGGUUUUGAAUAUGAUGAACGAUUCAUUGAGAUCGAAUGCUGCAACAAAAAAGAAUGAUUAUCAACCGGAAGCUAUAUUGAAAACUGAUGUUUUUAUCAAAACAAAAAACAGCGAACUCAGUAUCAAUGGAAUUUGCUCAAUUUGCAAAGAAGAAUUCACUACAAUUAGCUCACUUCUUGAUCACCGAGAAAGAAUGCAUUCAAAAGAAGAUAUGUUAACUUGUGGAUUCUGUAAUGCAAGUUACACCAAGAAAACUCAUAUUAGUCAACAUCUUAGUGAAGAAUAUGAUCUUUAUCAUUGUGAAAAGUGUUCAAAAUCAUUCCGUAAUUCGUAUAAUCUCGAAUAUCAUCGAUGUGGAAAUGAACCACCAAAAGUUAAACCUUUUCGAUUGAAAGUAAAAAAUGUUUCGAAAAAACAAAUUUUUUGUGAAAAAUGUGGAAGAGUAUUUUCAUAUCUCAAAAUCUUGGAAAAACACAAAACAAGAUGUUCUCAAAAAGAAGAGCGAGCCAAAAUAGUGAAUGAACUUGAAAAUAUGGAAAAGGAACAAAUUAUAACAAAAUAUAUUGUUGAAAAUGAGGAAUUGACUGAUCAUGAUUAUAUUUCGCAUCCAAGUUUCGAAGACUCUAAUGAGAUUGCUCACUCAACAAAUUUGUUAGAAGACUAUUCAAGUAUGCAUUAUUCACCCAAGGAAAUCGAAGAAUCUGUAAGUUUUUCGGUAUAAACUGAGAAUAGCCUCCCACCCAACACAUUACAGCCCCCACUGGGCAAAUUCAUUUUGAUCCACCUUCUUGUGAGAUUGGAAGAAUAGAAACACAUUUUUAAUAUUUGAAUGUGACAUCUUCAAAUCAUCAAUUCUAAAGAAAAAAUUCUAAAAUGAUUUAAAAAUUCCACACAAAACGAGUCCUAAGUUUUAAUGUCCUGUUUAUCGCUCACAAUAUCAGAAUCAGUUUAUCUUUCUUUCAUAAUCAGGAAUUCGUAGUGACUACGAAAUGACGAUUUACCAUUUUUAUCCAUGAAAUUGAGCUAAAUUUGAAAAUCGUCAAUUCGGAGUAACUACGAAAUGACGAUUUAUCAUUUUUAUCCAUAAACUCACUUCUGGAAUUUUGAUGAUCAAUAGAAUAGACCCCUCUUAUACCCUUAUAAUGGGGGGGGGCUAAAAAUGCGUUUUUACCAGUUUUCAUCUAUUCAAUGAGAGAUUUAUUCAAAAAUAAUUUCAGGUUAUUUCCAAAUGUCAAUUCUGCAAUUUUUUGUUUCCAAAUGAAACAAAGAAAAUAUUACAUAUGACAGUUUGCAAAUCAAGAAAGACUGUAUCUCCAUAUAAAUAUCCAAUCUACAAAGCCGCUCCUAUGAACGAAAAACGGAAGACUUUUCCGAAUAUUGAAUAUCAAUUUAUUCCAUUGGAACAACCUCCUCCUCAAAAUCGUACAAGAAAAUUGAUUGAAAAGGUAAGUCGAUUCAAAUAUGUAAAAAUAUUAAAAUCUAAAAAUUUAGAUGAAAGGAUUUCAAAAAUCAUUUUAA